AUGGACAACGCGUCGUAUCAUUCCGUGAAGAAGCACACGUUUCCGGUAAGAUCUUGGAAAAAACAAGACAUCAUUGAUUGGUUAACAGAUAAAGGCGAGGUAACAGAUCAAACAAAGGUCAAGGAACAACUGUUGGAACGGGUGCAAAUUUUAAAACCACAGUUUAACGAAUAUGUAAUAGACGAAUUGGCGAAAUCUGCAGAUAAAACAGUAUUUCGGUUACCCCCGUAUCACUGUGAAUUAAAUCCUAUAGAACUGGCAUGGGCAUCAGUGAAAAAUUACGUAAAAAUGAACAACAGCACUUUUAAAAUGAAUGACGUUAAGAAAUUAUUAGAAGAAGGAGUCGAACGGGUUACGCCAGAUAUGUGGAAGAACUAUGUUGACCAUAUCAUUAAGGUAGAAGAAAAAUUCUGA
This is a messenger RNA of Metopolophium dirhodum (rose-grain aphid), 414 nucleotides long. RefSeq lists its product as uncharacterized. The coding region runs from base 1 to 414 and encodes 137 amino acids. NCBI's taxonomy places the organism in Eukaryota, Metazoa, Arthropoda, Insecta, Hemiptera, Aphididae. The record is from RefSeq and is a predicted model, not a curated record. Gene Ontology annotation, molecular function: nucleic acid binding. The transcript has a single exon.